UUUUCCUCUACGGGGCUCACGGCCACACAGAGCCGAGCCAGCUAGCAGAGCUAGCUCAGCCCAACUAGAUGGCUCAGAUCAGAUCAGAUCAGAUCGAUCAGCUCCCGUAGCUGUCGGGGCCAGUCCGGACGGGACUAGCCGCAGGCCUGCCCCCGCCUCCGCCGCCUCCUGGCCGCCUCCUGGCCCCCUCUUGGCUGUCUCCGUCCUGCCUGCCUCCCUUAUCUCCCCCUUGUGCUCCCUCCCCGUGCUCCGGUUAUAAAAAGAGCAGGUUCCAUCCCUCUCGUCCUGUCGCUCUGUGGCAGCUGUCCUACGCUGCACUGUUGUUUCCUGCCCCCACACACCCCACCUCUGUCCCCAAUCCUUCCCGCCGUUCACGUCAGAGAGGGCCCUUAUCACAUUCCACCACAGUCUGUCACGUAAGCAUGUCAGAAAACAGAAAAACAAAAAGAUCCGGCUCCAAGCAGAGACACAAAGACUCGGCCUACUCCAAGUCGGGCUCCAGAGCAAACGCGUCGUCGGCAACGUCCAAGCAGCAGUCGCAGCGGUCGAAGCAGCAACCCCAGUUGUCCAGAAAGACACAGAAGCCAUUCUCCCCUUCGUCGUCGUCGUCGUCGUCGUCCGUGUCGUCCCUCUUUGCAAACAAUGCAGCGUCCUCGUGCAGGCACGAAGAUGCGGCUCCGGAGGAGCCGCUUGCCGUGAUCGACGCCUCGUCGUUGAUCUCGCUCUGCUCCCCGUUUGUGGUGCCAGAAAGCAGCCACAGACUAGCCCCCAACAGAUACGGCAACAGCACAGACAUCGACUUGUCCGUCAUCUACGGCUCGCUCAGCGAGAAGCCGCUUUGCCCAGCCGCCCCGGACUACCACAUGCUCGGCAAACAGAAACUCUUGUCCACCCUCAUGGACAACUUGAGCCUCAUCGAGAGCGACAGCGCCCUCGUCCGGCUGGAGGGCUUCUCCAUUGACAGCGGUAGCUUGUCCGAGUCCUGCGUCUUGAAUGACUCCGACUCUGAUUACGACUCCAACAUAGACUCAGACAUAAACUUGAUCGACGAGGCAAUCCUCUCCUCCAACAACAACCAAACGGUCCUGAUCCCUUCUGCAUUCGACAAACCAAGCACCACCCUCAGCGAAGUCAGAAUCAACAAUACCCCGCUUUUUUAACUGACAGAUAUUUACAGACUAUUUCUUAUCGUCAUCGCCCACCGCCUUCCGCCUUCCGCCUAUCGCUCCGUCUUCCUUUUACUUCUGCACGUUCCAUGGAUAUUUUUUUUUCUUUCUUUUUCUGAGUUAC
Messenger RNA from Pichia membranifaciens NRRL Y-2026, 1290 nucleotides. RefSeq lists its product as hypothetical. The coding region runs from base 423 to 1160 and encodes 245 amino acids. The record is from RefSeq and is a predicted model, not a curated record. NCBI's taxonomy places the organism in Eukaryota, Fungi, Ascomycota, Pichiomycetes, Pichiales, Pichiaceae. The transcript has a single exon.